This is a messenger RNA of Rubroshorea leprosula, 772 nucleotides long. The record is from the annotation of a GenBank genome assembly. NCBI's taxonomy places the organism in Eukaryota, Viridiplantae, Streptophyta, Magnoliopsida, Malvales, Dipterocarpaceae.
GUCAAUCGUUAGUUGGAUAUUUAGUGCUUCAUUCUUAUCUCCAAAAGAUCUUCAGAAAUUCUGUGUACUAAUCCCACAGCACAGUAUCAGCGUAUACUUCCUUUUUCGGCGAAAGAAAGAGAGAAGAAUGGGUGUUUUGGAUCAUGUUUCUGAUUACUUCGACUGCUCCACUGGCAGGUCGAGGCACAAACACAAGCAGUUACAGACGGUGGAGCUGAGGGUGAAGAUAGACUGCGAAGGAUGUGAGCAUAAAGUGAAGAGGGCGUUGGAAGGUAUGAAGGGGGUGAAGGAAGUGGAGGUAGAGCGCAAGGCUAACAAGGUGACGGUCUUCGGAUACGUGGAGCCGUCGAAGGUGGUGGCGCGUGUGCAACAUCGGACGGGCAAGAAGGCGGAGCUAUGGCCCUACGUUCCUUACGACGUGGUGGGACAUCCAUAUGCCCCUGGGGUUUACGACAAGAAGGCUCCGGCGGGGUACGUGCGAAAUGCAUAUGAUCAGCAAAUGACACAACUCGCACGUGCUAGCUCAACUGAAGUGAGAUACACCACCGCUUUCAGUGACGACAACCCCAACGCAUGUGCUGUUAUGUGAUAAUGACAUUGUAUAUAUCAUCAAUAUUUAUUAUUUACCAUAAACAGAAAAAAAAAAAAAGAAAAAAAAGAAAAGAGUUUAUGGUAGUGUAAUUGUGUAUUAAAAUUUUGAAUUGUUUAUUUGUUUAGGUUUUUCUUAUGGAGAAAAAAAAUUAGGAAGUUCGAAUAUAUAUAUAUAUAUAUA